AUGAGUCGGAACCCGCCUAGCGUCUCGAUCGCCGGAGCGUAUCGAGAAGAGAUCCUCUCUCAGGCACGACUGCUUCGGCUGAUCCGUCACGGAUCACGUGUCGAGGUGAAAAGCACUGCGGCGUGGAUACAGCCAGCUCAGCCCAGCCUGGCCCGACGACUCAACCAUAAACAACUUCUACCGUCAUUGCAAUCGAUAAGCGAAGGGUGGCAACUGGAUCAAUGCUGGCCUGUUUCCGUGAGAGGAUUGCAUAAUGUGGAGAGACAGAAAGAGUCGUGCUGUGCAGCUUAA
Messenger RNA from Protopolystoma xenopodis, 291 nucleotides. NCBI's taxonomy places the organism in Eukaryota, Metazoa, Platyhelminthes, Monogenea, Polystomatidea, Polystomatidae. The record is from the annotation of a GenBank genome assembly.